AAAAAGCGGGGCAAGCGAAGGGCAUUAACGUCUGCUCCAGCAUUCUGGGUUUUGGCUACCUGAUCUCAUCCACUUGUUUCUCUCUCCAACGCGAGUUAGCAAUUGACAGGAUGGUUUCCUCUGAAACGCGACAAAAGCUCUUUCGACAAGUCAUUUGUCUAUGUCUCUUAGCUACCUUGCUUCACCCCACAACCUCCAGUGAUCUGUUUCGCAUUGGUCUGAAGAAACGUCAACUAGAGCUUGACGAUGUCCGAGCAAACAGAGUGAUCAGAAAGCUGAAGCAUGCAAAGAACCCAUCUUCUGCUACUUUAAGUGAUUCUAAAGAAGAUAUUGUGAUUCUUAAGAACUACUUGGACGCACAAUACUAUGGAGUCAUCAGUGUCGGAACACCUCCUCAAGAGUUUGACGUUAUAUUCGACACUGGCAGUUCUAAUCUCUGGGUUCCGUCUUCAAAAUGCUACUUCUCCCUGGCCUGUUAUUUCCAUUCCAAGUACAAGUCAGGGAAAUCGAGCACAUACACUGAGAACGGAAAGUCGUGUCAAAUACGCUAUGGCUCGGGCUCGAUCUCUGGUUUUUUCAGUCAAGACAACGUAAAAGUUGGUGAUCUUGUGGUCAAGGAUCAGGAAUUCAUCGAAGCUACACGGGAAGGAAGUCUCACUUUCUUGAUUGCGAAGUUCGAUGGGAUUGUCGGGUUAGGUUUUCAGGAGAUUUCAGUCGGGAACGCAGUACCGCUGUGGUAUAACAUGGUGAAUCAAGAGCUCGUGAAGGAACAGGUUUUCUCCUUUUGGCUGAACCGUGAUCCGGAUGCUGAAACAGGAGGUGAGAUUGUGUUUGGUGGUGUUGAUUCCAAACACUUCAAAGGAAACCACACUUAUGUUCCUGUUACUACAAAGGGUUAUUGGCAGUUUGAGUUGGGUGACAUUCUCGUCGGAAACAGCUCAACCGGUUUCUGUGAACAAGGUUGUGCUGCAAUCAUGGAUUCAGGAACUUCACUUCUGGCUGGUCCAACUACUGUGAUCACACAAAUCAACCACGCCAUCGGGGCUGAGGGAGUAAUUAGCGCUGAGUGUAAGGACGUUGUUUCUGAAUACGGAGAACUGAUUUGGAAUCUCUUGGUUUCAGGGGUACAGCCCGGUGAAGUGUGUAAACAGCUUGACCUCUGCAUUUUCAGCAAACCCAAAACGCUCAUCAAAACAGUGGUUGAGAAAGAUAAUACGGUUGGAGAUACGCCAUUAUGCACGGCCUGUGAGAUGGCUGUUGUCUGGGCUCAGACACAGUUGAAGCAAAACAAAACUAAAGAGAGAGUGUUUGAAUACAUCAACCAGCUCUGCGAGAGCCUGCCAAGCCCUGCGGGCGAAUCAAUCAUCGACUGCAAUAACAUCCACAACAUGCCAGAUGUUACAUUCACUAUUGGAGGCAAGCCCUUCACUCUCACCCCAGAGCAGUACAUUCUCAAAACCGGAGUAGGCUAUGCCGAGAUGUGCAUAAGCGGGUUCUCAGCGUUCGAUUUGCCUCCACCGAGGGGUCCUAUUUGGAUCCUCGGUGACGUAUUUAUGGGGGUCUAUCACACGGUAUUCGACUCCAAGAAUCUGCAGAUCGGUCUUGCAGAAGCUGCAUAAAUGGCUGCUUAUCGGUUUACUCUGUAAUGCAGCCAAUGAAUAAUCGGGUAUUGUAGAUAACACUAUGAUCUUAUAUCGCGUUUGCGCAUGUAGAAACGCUUGUCUAUGGCUGUAGAACUCAUAUAUGCUCGAGGUCCGGCCCUUCUGUUUCCUAUGUACUCUUUAUAUAUAGUUUUAAUAGCCAAGGCUUGGGGGGUGUUCGGACUGA
Tarenaya hassleriana is the source of this 1827-nucleotide messenger RNA. RefSeq names its product aspartic proteinase A1-like. Gene Ontology annotation, molecular function: aspartic-type endopeptidase activity. Lineage: Eukaryota; Viridiplantae; Streptophyta; Magnoliopsida; Brassicales; Cleomaceae. The transcript is spliced from 14 exons. The record is from RefSeq and is a predicted model, not a curated record. The coding region runs from base 111 to 1619 and encodes 502 amino acids. Gene Ontology annotation, biological process: proteolysis; lipid metabolic process.